GAGGAGAGGGAAUUAAAUAAGUACAUUUAAACGUUGGAGUUACUCAGGUGGCAAAAGCGCAUGGCCACACUAGUGUGGUAAACUCUAGCGACAUUCCCGUGUAUAUCAUGUACAGAGUGAGUAUUGACAUACGGUCAUGUAAGGACACCGUAAUAACGUAACGCUGCGACAAAUCUAUAGGAUAUAUCUCAAGUGAGGAAUCUGGAGAGAUGACACCAUCACUGCUCCCCAUGUGAGCUGGUCGUGUACAGCGAUGUUUUGACAGAUGAAUGGGAGGCUCAGGAGAUGAGUUUUAUUGUGUUUUAAUGUCGGUACCUAUACUGUCACAAUACUGGUGAAUCUAUAAUAGGCUGUACUAAAUACAAGGCCUCCCUCCUCCAUAGAUGUGUGAGGGUCUAGUUAAUGGGAAGCACUGACGCUGAGUGUGGCAGAUCUUCAGAACACUGUCACACCAACAUCUGGCCAUUCACAAAAGGAUUUACAUCCUGUAUGCUGAUUCCAAGUGACCAGCAGCUAAGCGGUCAAUCUCCCGCACGGAUUAUGUGAAUAGCCUGUUGAUUCCUGGAGUUGUACUUUAAUUAUUAACCUAUCUGUGGAUUGAUGUGUGCUUAGUUCUGUGGAUACUAAUUGUUUACCUGGAUCUGGGAACAAAAUCAUCAACCAAUCAGGGGAUUUUAUACCUACAGGUAGGAUGUUUCACAAGAGGACAAAGAGAAGACAUUCCAAACAAGACCUAUAGCGGUCAGUCAGAUAGUGUUUAAACAUGUCAUAACCACACAGAUUCAUUCCUUCAUCAGUUGUUCUUCGCAAAGACAAACAAGAUGGCUGCAUUCCAAAACCUCGUACCUACAUUGCUUUUAUUUAUAAAUAUUCCGUCUUCUCUGCUGGAGAGAAUAGUGGACCGUCCACCCCAAGUGAUCCAGCAACCGAGCCCCAUUCCGUACCGGGACUGCCCCGAGUGUACCCAAGGCGACCGGGUCCUCGUAUACUUUAAAGUGGGUGACACAAUAACCCUGACCUGUCAGGCCAGUGGUCGGCCUGCACCAGAAUACACAUGGACGAAAAAUGGAAAAGAAAUAGACUUUGAUGCCAUAGAAUAUAUAUCACCUACUACAAAUAUCACACGGAUAGUGUCAGAAGUGUCGGGUGGUUCAUUAACAAUUGAUGAGACAUCAGACUACGACGUGGCAAUAUACCAGUGUUCUGCAUACAACAGACUAGGUAGAUCACUGUCAAAAAAGGUUCAGAUGAUUAAAGCCGUAAAUGAACCGUUUCCCUCAGUGACAGUUCCGAAGAGAGUGAGUGUUGUCGUGGGGAACUCGGCGACGUUAACUUGUAGUCCACCUCUAAGUAUUCCCAAAGCAAUAGUGUACUGGACCGACACCAAUGACCCGUCCAGUGCAGGGUCAAGGAUCAAGCUGGAUGACCGAGUCGUCAUGGAUUAUUCUGGAAAGUUGCAUUUUGCCAAUGUGAUACCAUCGGACAAUAGGAAUGGCGAGGCCUACGUGUGUAACGCCUGGCAGAAAAGUGUCUUUAGAUCCUUCCUUCAGGGCGACGACAAAAUCAUACAAACCAAAGGAUCUAUGGGUAAAUUUCCAGUGAGUAAGAUGUGGAACUCCAAUAGAACAGUGACUGGACUCCUGGGUGAAACGGCAAAGUUCAUGUGUAUAUUUGCCGGCAAUCCUACUCCUAAGAUAAUCUGGAAACACAGUGGCAGUCUCAUGGAAAACACUGGACAUGAGCUCAUAAUCAAAAACCUCAAAUACAGUCACCAGGGAGACUACGAGUGUGAAGGGCAAAACAAGCUCUCCAAGGGCAUCACGGUCACAUUUUCUCUCACCAUCCAGUCGAAGCCAUCUUGGGCUACACCACCAGUGAAUCAGGACGUGGGAGUGACGGAAGAUGCUACAUUUCAAUGUAUACCACAGGGUCUACCUAAACCCACAGUGGAGUGGUUCAUCAACGGCAAACCUAUCAGUGAAGUACCAGCUACUCGGAGGACCCUAGCUAACGAUGUACUGACAUUCCAGAAUUUAGAUAAACAAGAUUCUCAGGUGAUACAGUGCCUAGCAACCAACAAACAUGGCACCUUAUGGGCAGACGUAUACCUCAAUGUCCUCGCCUACGCACCUGAGAUCACCAGUGGCCCCGGACAGCUGACCGUAGCUGAACGCCAGUCUGUGACCUUGACUUGUGUCAAUGAUGGAAAACCACAGCCUGUACUGACGUGGAACAAGGGUGCACAAAUCCUUCGUGGGACCCGGUACACACAGACCGGAUCGUCUAUAACCAUCGCAGAUGUGUCCAGUGGGGAUGGCGGCACCUACACCUGUGCGGCUACCAACGUUUACGGCACUAAAUCUAGUACCGGCUCCCUAACAGUACGAAAGAGAACACGCAUCGUCUCGGCUCCUCUGGACAAAAAUGUCACGUAUCCGAGCCCAGUGAUCUUCAAAUGUCAAGCAUUCACAGACAGUGCAGAAUCUGAUAAUCUUAAAAUCAGUUGGCUGAAAGAUGGCGUUCCCUUUGAUAUAAGUGAUCCUAACAUUGAGAUGAGGCCGGAUGGCUUCAAGAUCAAGGAGACAUCUAGUGCUUACACUGCUAACUAUACCUGCUGGGCACACAAUGGCAUAGACGAGGCCAAGUCUGUGGCCCAACUCAAAGUCAGAGCACCCCCAGAUCCAUCCAGCAACAUCUUUAUCCUUAACUGUGAUGCCAGGAGUGUAUCGCUGCGCUGGACAAAGUCCAGGGAUAAUUUUUCACCAAUACAGCGUUACGUGGUAGAACAACACAACGGAUUCAAUCCUGGCCAGUGGAAGUUUCUGGCUGAAACUGACGGUACUGUGACAGAGGUCAAUGCUGAACUCUCCGCAUGGGUGAAUUACACGUUUAGAGUAAAGGCGGUCAAUGAUUUCGGGGAAGGAAUGCCAUCUGACCCAACAGGUACUGUCUGUAGAACGCAGAAAGAUUAUCCUGACAGGCACCCAGAAAAUGUCCACAUCAUCGACAACAAGCCAAACUUCCUCAUCGUGGAGUGGGAUGCCAUGGACCCUAUUCUACACAAUGCUCCCGGGUUCCAGUACAAACUGACGGCCAAGAACAAGAAAACCGGCUUCACCCAUCAGUUUGUCUUUGAUGACUAUCUGGAAACGCGUAAGGAAAUUCAGACUGGUGACGUGUUCCAGGAGUAUGAGAUCUACGUUAUGGCUGUCAAUGAAAUAGGCAAUGCAGUGCCCGUACCACUGACCAAUAUAGGACACUCCGGAAUGUCAGUGCCUAUAGUGGUCCCAGGGAACUUUGAAGUUGACCCUGACGUAAAUAUGACAUAUGAUGAUGCAGGAUUCCGCUGGGAUCCAGUCGACGACAGUCCAGAGUCAAUGCAAGGCAAAUUUGAAGGCUACAAGAUUCGAUACUGGACACCAGAUAAUCCCGACAAGAAAUUUGAGGUCAUUGUGCGCAAAGAGUUCUUACAAGGGGAGAGAAGCAGGAGGGCAACAUUGAAGGAGACAGCCAGGGUGAAAAAUCUACCAGCGUACACCCCUCUUCUGCUGGACGUGGUCGCCAUCAACACUUACUUCGAAUCCAACAGCAGCAAUGUGCUGAACCUGACGACACCAGAGGGCGUACCGGACAAGGUGAGACGCCUGCGUGCCACGAGUCGUGGUGUGGUAUAUAUCAAACUGUCAUGGGAGGAACCAGAACGACCCAGCGGCAAAAUUACUGGCUACGAAGUCUCGUAUGAAGAAAUACAUGGUCUGACAUUGGGGAAUACCAUCAUAUCAAACGAUACAAUCAUUGAGUUAAAUGGUGGACUCAUCACAAGAGUUAACGGAUUGAACGAGAAUACACAAUACAGAAUCCAUGUUCAGGCAAAAACUGGCGAAGGACUUGGGGAGGACAUGUACAUUGAUGUAAUGACAGCGAUACCUGGUGAUCCAGCUAUUCCCAAGAUUGACACGAUCACCCCUCACUUUGACGCAAUCAACGUGUCGUGGACGAUCAACGCUAACCAUGAUCGCGCUGGCUAUAACCAUUACGUGGAAUACAGGCGUCAAGGAAACAACAAGUGGAGCGAGAUGCCCGGAGAGUUGAUGAAGUCGUGGCAGCUGGUACCCAACCUCACAUCUGGCGUCACUUAUGAAGUCCAAGUGGUAGCGACCAGUGGACAGGAAAUCAAGAGGAGUAGUAUCCGCACUGUCGCCACGCUUGGGGCACAAGUUGCCUACACUCCGGAGGUAUAUGAAAGUCUAUGGUUUAUUAUCAUGCUGGUGGCCUUAGCACUCCUCAUUAUCAUCUUUAUCAUCGUGUGCCUUGUAAAGCGAAGUCGGGGAGACAAAUACCAUGUACAAGAAAAUGAAAGACUUAAAGGAAUACCCCCAGAAGAUAAGAAAUCAGCACUUGUUAAUGAUUUUAAUGAAAAUGGUGAGAAGCAGCCUUUAGCGGGUAGCUCCGACCCUGACCUUGAGAAGGCUGGCCUUGACAGUGAACAAGACAGCUUAGAGGAAUAUGGGGAUGUAGACCCCAGUCGAUUUAACGAGGACGGGUCAUUUAUAGGACAAUAUGGAGCCCAGAAUGUUUCUACAGCAGACGAAACUCAGCCCUCCGCCAUGCACACAUUUGUCUGAUUGGUUUGGAUUCCUAGUGUCAUAGCAACAAGGCCAAGUAAUUACUGUAUUGUCAUAGCAACAAGGCCAUAAACAUUACAUUGGAUUUUGUGGUAUCAAAUUACUGUAUCAGCAGCAAUGUGAGAAUUGCAGCAGAAUCCUUAGUAUCAUUUACUGUCAUAGCAACAAGGCCAAGCAUUUACUGUAGUCAUAGCAACAAGGCCAAACAUUCCAGUGGGAUUCAUAAUAUCAAAAUGCUGAAGUGUUCCCUCUACCAUGUUACAGAUACAUGGGAAAACUUAUCUGAAAUGUGUCUAGUCAAAACCACAAACGGCAGGAGCACAGUCUCUGGUCAAGGAUAACUCUCCAGAAUAUUACAAAUGAUUGCUUGUGAUACUGAGUCUGGUGUGCAAUUUUUUCAUUAGUCAUGUGAUUCCUAGUAACCAUGGAUACAUGUAUCAUCUCAUACUUUGUCAUAUUCAGCCAAAGCCUUUCUGAUUGGUCUCAGUGUCAGCACCAAGUGUUCUCCGAGGUUUAGUCUCGCAACAUAACGCUUCUGGAAAACUGAAAGUCACAGACUCCUUAGAGUGAACUUCAAAUCAGUGUUGUCUUGUGGGGAGUUCUCGGAAAAAGUCCCAGUAUUGAUGUUUUUGCUUACAUAAUAUUUAUGCAUAAAUGUUAUGUAACUGGGUGGAAGUGUUACAUAAGUGCAUCAAUCUGCAGCAAACUGUGUAUCUCUCACACAAUCUACAAUACCAUAUAAUAUAUAUAUAGAAGUGUUAGAUUUUCUUUGUCUGUGGAUUUUAUUUAAUUUUCUUAUUUAUUUAUUAAUAUUGAAUUAUGAUAUAUAUAUGAUUACUCCAUUAAACAUGAAGUGGAGCGAGUGUAUCCACUGUAAGGUGGUGAAAUUGCAACCCUGCUUUACUGGCAAUGAGGAUGUCUGUACCAGUCCAUUUCUAGUGCAAUAUACAUACUAUCCACAAUCUACACGGACUGGUCGUGGUCCACAAGUAGUGGAUCCUAGCAAUCCGCGAGUAGUGAAAUACGGCGAUCCACAAGUAGUGGAUCCUAGCGAUCCGCGAGUAGUGAAAUACGGCGAUCCACAAGUAGAGGGUCAGACGUUGAUUAUGUGGAUUAAUUUCAAUGUUUGUGAUGAAGUUAUACCUUGUCCAUAACUAUAUGUACAUGUACGGCCAUGAUAAUUGUGCUUUUGUAGGUAUAUGUGUAUACGUGUGAGAGAACCUGACAUAUUUGUUACCGAAGAGUUUACUGCUGCAAUGACCUCCCUUUCAUUCCGUGUUUCCUGUUUGAUAAUCGUAUUCAUUUGGAUAUGUAUAGUGUCUGAUGAUAUAUUAAAAGUCAGAAAGUGUUUGCUACCUAAUGCCAUCAGCCAUUGUUACCGUGGUAACCAUAUAUCACUGCUGCCUUAUGUGUACAAUAAUGUUCCUGACUAAAAUUUGAGAUAAAUUUGUACUAUUACCAUAGUAAACAGACUAAUAUACAGUUCAAUCAAUGGGAAGUAAAAUUCAAACCAAUACAGACCUGGAAUCAUUUAUAGGGAGGAAGAGAACUAACUAUAUACAACAAAAUACGACACCUUGAAGACAGUAGGGUUUGUUUGAGAACAUGGUUCAAUUAACGCACUGAGGAAUGAAAGAGAUUUUUUGGGAUCAUGGUUAGAGAUAUGAUGAGAAUGAUUUAUAUCGUGGGUAACAACCUUGAUGAGUGAUAGUUUGUGAACAUGGGUGACCUUCUGGUGACCUUCUGGUGACCUUCUGGGAUGUAAGUGUUUGACAAUAUGGUGGACACCAUAAGGAACGAUAGACUGUUUGUUUGAGAUCGUUUGUAACGACCAGAAGAUAGAUUACCUGAUAACAUGGCUACAUAUAACACCACUUAACUCAUUCACCCCUAAAUUUCAUAAUGAACUAUUCCAACCUUUGAAUUGGAAGUGUUCAAAUGUGUCUUUAGGGGUGAAUGAGUUAAAGGAGUAGGAUCCCAUGCUGAAGCAGCUGUCCCUCCUAAAGGCUUACUUACACAUUAUGAUAACGAUGAUGAUAAAUUUCCGUGCAAAAAUCAAACUUGGCGAGCAGAAAAAUAAGCUUAAUUAACUUAAACAAUUGUGAUAAUUACUAUACUCACCAAAACCUCAUUCCAUUUCAAUAUAUUAUAUAGAAUGACGCAGCAGUUCAAACAGGGACCAAUCACAGCCCAGUAUCACUUCUGAUACAGGUUUAACUUUACACACAUACAUGUACUUAACACUAGACUUAACACACUUAGUUUAUACAGUGUUAACUUUAAACUCGUACUACACGUGUUAACUUUACACUCAUACUAAAUACCAAGUAUAAAAUUUAUUCAUAAUAAAUACAUUAAGUGUAGACUUUUCACACACAAUAGAAAUAUUUAAUUUUGCACAUAUGCAUAAUAGGAAGUGUAAACUUAACUCACUCACACUUACUACAAAAUGUAAACUUUACUCACCUACAGAAUACUUAUAUUACACAGUAAUUAGGUCAUGUACAUUGUAAGACUUACAGAGUGUCAACUUGUGUCAAAUCCAAUUGCUGUAUAUUAAUAAGCAAUAAAAUAUGUUUAAAUACAAAUACACAUUGGGUGUUAAAACGCAUAAGUGUAAAUUUGAUACACAAAGUGUUAACUUAAUUAACACAGUGUCAACUUAACACAAAGUGUCAACUUGACACAAAGUGUCAACUUGACCCAGUGUAUAUAACCUAGUCUUUAUACACUAUUUGUAUGUUGGUAGUGUAGUGACGUGUAAAACUAAGGGUAACGUAGUCUUGUUUCCUUUUUACAUGUGUUCUAACUCAUUAGCCUUUAUAAUGUCAUUAGAGCUGAUAAGUUAAUAUCUGGUGCCAUUGAUUUAUUUAAUAUCUAAUGUCAUUAGAUUUAAUAAGUUGGCAUCUAGAAUGUGUGUUCUAGGUUUUGGUGUAACAAUAUUCAAAUCGGAAACAUCCAGAGCUCGAUGGGCUACCUAAGCUGUGACUGAAAUUUCACGAGAAGAACAAUUAUAGCAGAAAUGUACAAAUGAUUUUUAAAAAUAUGUAUUUUAUUUAUAAUCUUUUGAUUAAGUUGACAAAUAGCAUCUUAUGAACCUGGGCACCACAUAUGUAACUUAAAUGAAAUGUCUCGCAUAAGAAAAGUAAUCGAGUCUCAUUAUAAUGGGAAUUGUGACCUAGGUAUCUUAGUUAUUAGACCAGUAGAUGUUCAACAAGUAACAGAAUACUACAGUGUAAUACAUCUCAUUUAGAACCCUUUUUUAUUCUAGUCAGAUAAUAGCUACAGUAUUAAAUGUUUUUAAGUUUUAUAUUCAAAACAGAACAAGGAGAGAGCCCAACAUCAGGGUAGUGUUUGUUAUUUGUGUGUUCUAUGUAAAAACCAUGGUUACCGUUAUAAACAUGAUAUUCUCUUCACUAUAUUAACUCUGCUGUACAAAGUAUUGACGUAAAUAAAGAUGUAAAUUUUGUUGAUAUCAUGUCACAUGAUGUAAUGGGUGUAAAUAGUGAGAUAUGGUGUGUGCUCUGAUAUUUUUAUAUGUGAUCUGAGUGAUUAAGGAGCUUGGAUGUGAUGCAGGUUGUUCCAUUAUCUAUAAAUGUAAGUUCAAAGUGACUCGAGUUAGAUUCAUGAUCUGUGUCAGUGAAAUGCUUUUGAAGGAUGUAACUUUCCAGAGACUUGAUUGUGAAAUUUUACUUCUUUGUCCUAUGAGGUCUUGCCUGCUAGUUCUUGUAUAAAUAUACAGCUGUGGCAGAAAUAACAGUCUUACCAGAAAGCGGACGAUGCGGUCUCUGUUCAAUAUGACAAACAGUUUAAAAUCUGCAAAAUAAGUGUGUAUGUCGUGGUUUCUAAGAUUCUAAGUUCAUGCUUACAAAGUUAUUUACAUAGAAAAUCAGUGCCUGUAAAUUUGAGAUCCCUAGACUAUUUGAGAUCAGCAUGACAAAAAGGCAAUAGGUGUCAAAUAUGGAAAGGAUUUCUUUUAACACUCGAUGAAACAGGAAAUAUUACUUCACAUAAACACAUGAAAAUUACUAGAAAUUGAAACUCCAUGUUUAACGCACAGGAAUGCUACACACCUACAGCAAAUGUAUCGCCAUCAUGUUGAUUUUGUGCAAUAUUUAUUUUUACUGAGAAAGGAACAAAACUUUGCGAGAAUGAAAUUUAAAGUGCUGUCAUAAUGUAUUUGAAUGAACGGUAGUAUGUAGUGAUGUAUACACUGGUUUGAAAAAUCAUUAUGUAACCAUAUAUAUAACGGGAUGUAUUUGUCCCUGAGUCUGCUUUCACUGUACUGUAUAUUGUUAGCAGAUAGUGUUAAGUGUCAUAUAUAUCAUUGUAAAACACCUUUUUUAUUCCAAUAAUAUUUGUCCUUACCACUAUAUGGUAUGCGUGUCCAUUUACUAUGAUUGAGAUUGUCACGGAGUCCAUACUCACCUUGAAAGUAAUAUGGUGUUGUGACCUGGCCACAUGGUCCGUAUUCACAUUAAAAGUAAUAUGGUAUUGUGACCUGGCCACAUGGUCCAUACUCACCUUGAAAGUAAUAUGGUAUUGUGACCAGGCCACAUGGUCCGUACUCACCUUGAAAGUAAUCUGGUAUUGUGACCUGGCCACAUGGUCCGUACUCACCUUGAAAGUAAUAUGGUAUUGUGACCUGGCCACAUGGUCCGUACUCACCUUGAAAGUAAUCUGGUAUUGUCAUACUCACAGUACUAGUCAUCAGCAGGCUGCAAUCACAUACUAAUUAUUCAUCUCAGCUUAAAUUAUAGGGACUGAAAAUGUUCCUUUCAUAUUAUUUGUCCACUGCCUAUUUCUGUCAUUCCAAUUCCAUACGAAAGCCCAAAACCUUUGAGAAAACACCCACACCUUCGAGAACGUAUCCCUACACUUUAAAGAAAGCCCCAGAUGUUAUAGAAAUCCUCACCCGUAGAAAGAAAUGUAUUAAGAAUGAAAUGGCUGUAGUAGGUAACCUAACACAAGGAAAUCCAUUACAACAUUGGUCCUAAGCUUCUCCUUAACAACGGUAGUUACCCAAUUCACUGACAGACCUGUGUAACACAAGGAAAUUCAUUACAACAUUGGUCCUAAGCUUCUCCUUAACAACGGUAGUUACCCAAUUCACUGACAGACCUGUGUCUAAACUUGAAAUCUCGAGUUGUAGAUAUAAUGAUAUUACUGUUUUUACUAAUUAAGAAAUGAAUGAAUCUCCUUUGCCAGUUUUCUGUCAACAAGCAUUUGAAUUCUAGCCGGAUGUAAACCACACAUAUCACUAUGACAACAGAAUGGUCUAUUGCAUUACAUUUUGAUAUUUUAAUACAUGUAGCAAAUGUAGUCUGUUCAAGACUGAUCUCUUAGAUAACGGUUCUCUGCUGACCAGUGUAAUCCAAUGCUGGUGGUCAAUAGUUUCCUUACUGACCAGUAUAAUCCAAUGAUGGUGGUCAACAGUUUCCUCACUGACCAGUGUAACCCAAUGCAGGUGGUCAGCAGUUUCCUCACUGACCAGUGUAACCCAAUGCAGGUGGUCAGCAGUUUCCUCACUGACCAGUGUAACCCAAUGCAGGUGGUCAGCAGUUUCCUCACUGACCAGUGUAACCCAAUGCAGGUGGUCAGCAGUUUCCUCACUGACCAGUGUAACCCAAUGCAGGUGGUCAGCAGUUUCCUCACUGACCAGUGUAACCCAAUGCAGGUGGUCAGCAGUUUCCUCACUGACCAGUGUAACCCAAUGCAGGUGGUCAGCAGUUUCCUCACUGACCAGUGUAACCCAAUGCAGGUGGUCAGCAGCUUGUAUAUGUAACUUGGAGGUGUUUUUUUAAUAAUAAUGAAAUAUGCCUUGGUAGAUACAUAUUACCCUUUGAGCAAAACAAUUGAAUGUAUCUGUAGCUUGUAAUCUCUGUUCUCAGGAUUAAAUAUCUCUAAAAGAUCCUAUAACUAUUUUUUGAAAAUGUAACAUUCAACACAUCUAAAGAAGAGGUCAUGUGACUAGAGACCUCUUAAAAAAAGCAGGUCAUGUGACUUACAGCUUACACCGUGGUUGUAACUUGUGUAUAUAUCUGUAUUGGCACUUUUAGGAGUUAAGUUGUGAAGUUAAACUGCUUUGUCAAGCUUACCUCUAACAAAGACAGUCAUACAGAGGUAAAACGUUUU
Messenger RNA from Mizuhopecten yessoensis (Yesso scallop), 10760 nucleotides. Its product is annotated as neuroglian-like. NCBI's taxonomy places the organism in Eukaryota, Metazoa, Mollusca, Bivalvia, Pectinida, Pectinidae. Gene Ontology annotation, biological process: cell-cell adhesion. The record is from RefSeq and is a predicted model, not a curated record. The transcript has 25 exons. Gene Ontology annotation, molecular function: protein binding. The coding region runs from base 822 to 4625 and encodes 1267 amino acids.